Plasmopara halstedii is the source of this 204-nucleotide messenger RNA. RefSeq lists its product as uncharacterized. The transcript is spliced from 4 exons. Lineage: Eukaryota; Oomycota; Peronosporomycetes; Peronosporales; Peronosporaceae. Bases 1 to 204 code for a protein of 67 amino acids. The record is from RefSeq and is a predicted model, not a curated record.
AUGUGGUGCAUUUUGCGUUUCGUGUUGUCCCACAUACUGCGCGAGGAACCACUCGCUUCUUCAUUUGUUGCGCUUCCUUCGGCAGCGCGACUGUGGGUGUAUGGUUGCGGUGCCAGCGCAGACCGUGAUGUUUGCCGAGAGAUGACACCACACGAGGUUUGGUGGCUUUUUCAUGGACGUAUGAUUCAAUAUGGCAGGUCAUGA